This is a messenger RNA of Patella vulgata (common limpet), 4165 nucleotides long. RefSeq names its product choline transporter-like protein 2. Bases 642 to 2801 code for a protein of 719 amino acids. NCBI's taxonomy places the organism in Eukaryota, Metazoa, Mollusca, Gastropoda, Patellidae. Gene Ontology annotation, molecular function: transmembrane transporter activity. Gene Ontology annotation, cellular component: membrane. The transcript is spliced from 22 exons. The record is from RefSeq and is a predicted model, not a curated record. Gene Ontology annotation, biological process: transmembrane transport.
GACAUUUAACUUGAGCACUUUCUACUGGUUAUUUUUACUGACUAUUAUAAUAAACAACAUAAUGAUCUUGAACAAUACACUUAAUUUGGGUUUAUUAAUCUCAUAAAUGCUGGAAGACAUAACUGGCCCAGCCAUUACCUUUAUAUAAUGCAUUGAAGAAAUAUACAAUAAUUGCUCCCUGUUGUCAAGGUUACAAAUAAAUAGUUUCAGGUGUAAUAAAAAAAGGUCAAUCUCAUGGCUUGUAAACAAUCAUAUGUAAAGAUGUGUUAAACCAUUCAUAUGAAUUCAUGAAAAUUUAAACUGACAUGACCUUCAAAUAGUAUAUUUGUGAUUGGAUUAUCUGUUAAUCUCAUUAUUAAUCCUUUGCCAGAUGCUUACACUUACUGUAGUCACAACAAUAACUUGCCAAUAAUUAGGGUCACAUGACAUGGUACAGGUAAAUAGGUGUUAAUGACAAUAUACCUGUGCUAUAUAUAUGAAUUGACUAUGUAAUUGUUGUCUCUGCGAUAUCACUUAUGUGGAAGCAGACGUUAAACACCAAGAAGAACUAAUUGUUGUCAGUAGUAUGUAUUAUAUAUGAGUGUGUUAGCCUAUAGGAUUUAUUAAAGUGAAAUUUAAAUUUAAUCUGAGCUGGUAUCAGAAUGUGUGGUGGGGGAACUCAAGUGGAGGAUAUUGGUGAGAACAAAAAAUAUGGAGAACCUAAAACGUUUGAUCCUAACUUUAAUGGUCCGUUAAAGAAUCGGUCAUGUACAGAUGUACUAUGUUGUAUUAUAUUCUUUGUAUUUAUAGCUGGUAUGCUUGCUUGCUCAAUACUUGGUUAUGUACAUGGUGAUCCCAUCAAAUUGAUAUACCCCACUGACAGUGAUGGAAAUAUUUGUGGAUAUGGAGCAUAUUCGAAUAAACCAAUGCUGAUGUUUUUUGAUUUAUUACAAUGUGCAAAGAUGGGAGCAGGCGUCAUUACGUUUGGUUGUCCAACUCCACAGGUCUGUGUGGCAAAUUGUACCAGUUCAUAUUAUGUUUACCUAGAAACCAUAGCCUUAGAAACAGCAAAUGGAGGCAUGUUGACAUCUGAACGAAAUAAAAUGUUGUGUAAAAAUAAUGUAGAUCCAACAGCUACAGCUAAUCUUCAAACAUUAAUUGAUAAUGAAGAUUGUGCUGCAUAUUACGUAGAAAACACAGAAGUUGUUGGUCGAUGUGUUCCUGCUAUAUUUAGUAAAGUAAGCGAUUUAGCAGCUAAUUUACAGACCAAUGGAUCAUACAGUUUACAGGCUCAAGAUGGUACUAAUGUUACUGGUUCUGCUCUAGAUUCAGCUAGCUAUUAUUUAGCUUUGUUUUACCAGUAUAAAGAAUAUGGUGAAUUAGUUUAUAAAGAUAUUGUUAGUUCCUGGAUAAUCUUAAUGAUUGGUUUAGGUGGAGCAGUUGUAUUAUGUUUACUAUGGAUUGUAAUAAUGAGAUGGAUUGCUGGUAUAAUGGUCUGGUUUUCUAUAUUUGCAAUUUUUGGCCUGUUUGGUUUCUCUACAUAUUACAGCUAUUCGAAAUAUUAUGAACUGAAAACACAGAAUACAACAGCUACACUUGGUUUAUCUCAAGCUUUCGCUCUUAACUUCAGUUAUUAUCUUUCUCUUAAACAAACAUGGCUGGCUUUUGGUUGUGGAUCAGCUACUAUAUUAAUUAUUCUAUUGUUAAUAAUCAUCUUUCUAUGUGCUAGAAUAAGAAUAGCCAUUGAAUUAAUUAAAGAAGGUAGCAGAGCUGUAGGAUAUAUGUUCUCUACAUUAUUAUUCCCGAUCUUCCCGUUUAUAUUUCAAAUUGCCUUUCUUGGUUAUUGGUUAGUCAGUGCAGCUUACGUUGCUUCAAUGGGAUCAGCUGAAUAUAAGGGAGAAAUUCAAAACUCAACUACAGAUGGUGUCAACUAUGUUUUAGAACGUAUACCAUGUAGUCCUAAUGGUACAUCAACAGCUAACAGUAUCUGUGAAUUUGUUAAAUAUGGGGGAGACGAGUACACAAUAUUUAUGCAGAUUUAUAUGUUAUUUAUGUUUCUAUGGGUUAUGAACUUUAUAGUUGCUAUGGGACAAAUGGUUUUAGCUGGAGCAUUCGCUUCUUAUUAUUGGGCAUUUAAUAAACCAGAUGAUAUACCUGCUUUCCCAUUAAUUGGCUCAUUAUGGAGAACAGUGAGAUAUCAUCUGGGAUCAUUAGCGUUUGGAUCGUUUAUAAUUGCUGUUGUUCAAAUGAUUAGAAUCGGCCUAGAGUAUCUGGAUUCAAAGUUGAAGGGAUCCGAAAAUACAAUUGCCAAAUUUUUUCUGAAAUGCCUAAAAUGUUGUUUUUAUUGCCUUGAAAAGAUCCUAAAGUUUAUUAAUAAGAAUGCUUAUAUAUUGAUCGCUGUAAGAGGCAAGAAUUUCUGUGCAUCUGCUAAAGAUGGUUUCUUUUUAAUUAUGAGAAAUAUUGUCAGAACGGUAGUUUUAGAUAAAGUAGCUGAUUUUCUACUUUUUUUAAGUAAGCUUAUUGUAACCGCUGCUAUAUGUGUUGGUUCAUAUUUUUGGUUUCAAGGAAGUAUUCCGUUCUUUACAUCCUAUGUACCAACAUUAAACUUUUACAUGACACCGGUUAUAGUUUUGACAUUUGCAACAUUUGUGAUAGCAUCAUGUUUCUUCAGUGUAUAUAGCAUGGCAGUUGAUACACUGUUUCUGUGCUUCCUGGAGGAUUUAGAAAUGAAUGAUGGAAGUGCAGGAAAACCUUAUUUCAUGAGUAAAGGUUUAAUGGGAAUUUUGGGAAAGAAAAAUAAAUCAACCAAUAAAAAGGAAUAAAGCUUAUGCUUUUCUUACUGAAGGAAAUCUGUGAUAAAAUUUUAAUUCUGUCCUUUUAAUGCUCAAGAGAUUUACUGUAUUUUAAAUAAUAUAUAUGUUAAACUGUAUUUUAAAGAGAUUUAAUGUAUUUUAAGGAAUAUAUUUUAAACUGCACUUUUACAUGUUAUGUAUGUAUAAUAUUUUUUUUCAGUAAGUUGUUUAAUAUUAAUAUGUAUACUAAAAUCUUAUUAUAACUAACAAAGAACACCAUUUAAAAUAAAUUAAAUUUAUUGGUUAUAUUUACUGGUGAUAUUGCUACAGUUACUCCUGAUUCAAUGCCUUUAAUAUUAUUAAAAUACUUAACCCAUGGUUCCCUUUCAUUUAACUUGUGGAUUACAAAUAUUUGUCUUUAAAUAUAUGGCCUUCUUAUCUUAUACAUUAAAGAUUUAUUAUGGGAGAUUAGAUAAAGAGCUGGCAGUUCUCACUAUAAUAGUUAAAAACUAGAUAAUGUAAAUUUCAGUCAAAUUGAUCCACUCUGAACCAAGAUUUUAGCGAUAGAAUUUACGGCCUAGCCUCGAUCAUCAUUACUAAAGUCGAAACGAUAAAAAACAUAGACUUGAUUAUUCAUUUCAUGAUUAAAUCAUGAAUUGAAGUUGAACAGCAAAUCAGAACCUAAUCCAAUAAACAUCGCAGGUUAGCGAUGAUGAUAUCGAGAGUUGAUUAUGGUCUGGAUAAGUUAAUUAAUGUCUAAUUAAUAAUUUAGAUAACAUUUCAAGCCUAAAGAAAGACCUGCAAUAGGCAGAUUUAGCUCUUGCAUAAUGUAUGUUUAAUUAAUAUUAUUAAAAUGUUUAAACAAUCUUUUGCUUUAAUUUGUGGAUAUUUUGAUGAGUGUAUGAGUGAUGAUUGUGCUAUUUUGUCAAUACUCAUGUACAAAUGUAUAUAUAAUAUAUAAAUUGAAACAAUAUAUUGUUGUUGAAAUAAAGUAAUAUCAGUGAAACAAAUUAAUAUUCUUGCACCUGAAUGGCAGCUCUGUGUUACAGAAUUACAUGAAAACUUCUCUUUUUUAAAUACUUGUUUGAAAUUUUGAAAGUGAAUUACUUUUAUUUGUUUUAGUAUAGCUUGAUAUAUGUGAUAUAUUUUUGAUAUGCUCAGGAAACAGGAAAAUAUUUUAAGUAGAAAUGUGUAAACCUAUUCUAUGUACAUAUGUCUUUCAGAUUACUCCAUCCUAUUUUUACAGUUCAAUUCAUUUUUAAAUAUUGAUUACAUGAAUGAAAUUAUUUAGAUAUAUGUUAUAUUUAUAUUAUUUAUAUGUAAAUAAAACUGUUAAAUAAAUUUGUACAAUAGUAAAGUUUGUCUUUUAACCUUAAUGUACAAGAAGGGUAAUU